UGAUUCUAUUUUAACGUUCCUACAAAACAAAACAAAAAAUAAUUAUAAAAAGAUAAUGGUGCGGUCAGGGUUGUACUGGCAACAAAAUUAGUCCCUGACCAGAUUGACAAUUUACCUAAAAAACUUUAGAUACAAUUUGUUAAUGGGAGUUAAAAUGAGUUUGUAGGAUUCGUGACAUCUUGUUAGACAUCGGAAUUUCCACACUAAUAAAUGACACUUUUUUUUAGAAGUUUUAACUUUUAUAUUGAAGGGAUCGCCUUAGUACGUCCGGUCUUUCAUGCUGCUCUGCUGCCUCGAUGACAGCUGCUUACAGUGCGCACCUCCGUGUUCCGGGAAAAAAACAAACGAUCUUGUUCACGAGACUUUGAAGGCUCCAGUCAGGAACUUCAGCAGAACAACCAUCAAGCAUGAGCUACAUGCUAACCAGCAGCCAGCAGAAAACCAUCUGCUCCCAGCUGGGAAGAGUCAAACUCCAGCUGCUGUACAAGGCCAGCAUCCAUGGUUUCACAAGUGCAGCCUUCCACCAGCGAUGUGACAACCACUGUCCCACAGUGUCUGUGGGCUAUAACGCCUCCGGUUAUGUGUUUGGAGGCUACACCCAACAACCCUUCUGUCAGUCUGGGCAGUACGUGCAUGAUGACGAGGCCUUUCUUUUCACCUUAAAUGGAGAAAAGCUCCUCAAAUAUCCAGUCACUACUCCAGCUAAUGCAGUAAGAAUGAUAAGUACCUCUGGUCCAUAUUUUGGAGAAGCAUUUGUUCUUGUCAAUGGAGGCACAGCAACAGUCUAUACCAGUCCAGGGAAUUAUUACAACUUCAAUGCUGCAGAGAUGCAUGGCGACGACCUCAACCUGACUGAGUGUGAAGUCUAUGAAGUGGAGAAAACCACAGAACUUGAGAGGCCUUGGAGGCCUAUAAACUGGGAAUCUGAGAAGAGGAAGGAGCUGAUUGAGAGUAUUAGGUUUUACAAACCAACAGUCAGCUCUGUGUCCCAGGUUCGGGUCCUGCUUAUUGGACCAGUUGGAGCGGGAAAGUCCAGCUUCUUCAAUUCAAUCAACUCUGUAUUCAAAGGCCACGUCACCAGUCAGGCCAUCGCUGGCUGCUCUACCACCAGCCUCACCACACAGUUUCGCGCCUACUCUUUAAAAGAUGGGCGAGAAGGAAAACCUCUGCCAAUCAUCUUUUGUGAUACCAUGGGACUGGAGGAAAGCACGGGGGCGGGGCUUGAUAUUGAUGACAUUAGCAGCAUUCUUAAAGGUCAUCUGCCAGACCAGUAUCAGUUCAACCCGUCUGCUCCUCUGCAUUCGGAGGCCCACGGCAAUUGCAAGUCUCCAGUUCUGAAGGACAAGAUCCACUGUGUGGCUUACGUCAUUGAUGCCUGCAAGGUGUCUAUCAUGCCCACAAAACUGGAGGAGAAGCUGGAUGCUAUCCGCAGAAAGAUCAACUUAAUGGGGAUUCCUCAGUUGGUCCUGCUCACUAGAGUAGAUGAAGCCUGCCCUUUGGUGACGGAGGAUGUGAGAAACGUUUACAAAAGUGGCUACAUUAAGGAAAAGAUGCAGGAGGUCAGCGCUCGACUCGGUGUGCCAGUGUCGUGUGUUGUUCCAGUAAAGAAUUACAGCGAGGAGUUGGAGUUGGAUCAGAACUGCGACAUCCUGCUACUCAGUGCAGUUAUCCAGAUGCUUCGUUUUGCAGAUAAUUACUUUGAUGAAAUCAAUGACCGAAUCAGCAACAUUGAAAUCAAAGAAUAAGAAUUAUUUAUGCAGCAGAUGUAUUAAACUUUGUCCAACUGUAAUGAAAUGUCCAUCCCAAUGAUCCAUCGAUUUAGCAGGUGAUUCCUAGUUCUAGUUCACUGUGCACUUCCUACUCGUGUAUUUUCCAAACCCUUGGAAUGCUGGGAGAUGUAGUCCCUCUAUUAUGUCCGAGAACUCAAGUUUCUGGUUUUCGAGCAGAGAAGAGACUUGGGAUGUACCCUAUGUCGGGAUGAUGGGAAAACGAAAGUUAAAAACUGUGUUAGUCAAAUCAGCUACAAUGUGUCCUUAACUUCCAGUAAUUACCUUCAAAAUAAAGUGAUUUUUGGUGAUGACAUUUUGACCAAAAGUAUAAAUGUAAUUAAAGUAGCCGUGAACACAAA
Anoplopoma fimbria (sablefish) is the source of this 2128-nucleotide messenger RNA. RefSeq names its product interferon-induced protein 44-like. Bases 408 to 1745 code for a protein of 445 amino acids. Gene Ontology annotation, molecular function: GTP binding. The transcript has 8 exons. Lineage: Eukaryota; Metazoa; Chordata; Actinopteri; Perciformes; Anoplopomatidae. The record is from RefSeq and is a predicted model, not a curated record.